Orbicella faveolata is the source of this 3492-nucleotide messenger RNA. RefSeq lists its product as uncharacterized. The record is from RefSeq and is a predicted model, not a curated record. NCBI's taxonomy places the organism in Eukaryota, Metazoa, Cnidaria, Anthozoa, Scleractinia, Merulinidae.
AUGAGCAGCUUUUCAGCUGCGGUUUUGUUCACUGCCUUUCAUUUGCUUUACAUCAUCUGUCAGCAUUUGCAACUGUUGAUUGCUCAUGAAGGAGACGUGCCGUCUCAAACUACUGGGUGUAGUUAUACGUCAAACUACUGCAAUUCAUCGUGCUUACAAGAACUUGGUGCAAACUUUGGCAUUCCCCUGAUUACGGUGAAUUGUUCCGCGAGGAACUUGAGCGAAUUCCCAACACAUUUGCCAAUAAAUACUGGAAAACUUGCACUCGACUUCAACCCGAUUCCUAGCUUAAAUGUUGAAGAAAUGAAAAGGAUUCGUUAUCUUAAAGAGCUGAUGAUCGAGGGAAACACCAUUACGUUUAUCCGCGAAGAAACUUUUCAAAGUAAUUUCAUUUUGCAAGGGUUGAAUAUGGGAGGCAACAAACUCCAUGAUCUUACCUCAGGGGUAUUUAAAGGAUUGAAAAACUUAUUGGAGCUGUACCUUUAUCGAAAUUGUAUUUCUCGAUUAAGGAAUGGAACUUUUGAAAAUCUGAUAUCACUAAUUAAUCUUGAUUUGAGCGAAAACAACAUUCUCGUAAUCGACAAAGGAGCAUUUGCAGGUCUUCGACACUUAAGAUAUCUAGACCUGUCGGGAAAUAGGCUUGGUAAAAUCUUUCAGGUACAUUUCAACAAACUUACGUCAUUAACAACAUUGGGCCUUGGCUUCAACAAAAUAUAUUUUCUUGAAUCUAAAUCUUUUUCUUUUUUCUUGCACUUGAAAAUCCUGAACCUUGGUCAUAAUAACUUAACCAGUCUGCCAAAGAAGGUUUUUAAACCUCUGAAGGGUUUAACGAAUCUUGAUCUCAGUAAAAACCCAAUAGAGUUUAUUCCUUUGGAUAUUUUUUCCAGUUUGCGCGCUUUGAAAUUCCUAAACUUGAGCUCUUCCAGCGUUCGGGUGUUUCAUGGUACAUAUCUCAAAACAAUCUUGCCUCGUUUGAAAAUUAACGUACAACACACCCCUUUGGACUGUACUUGUGAUAUGCGGUGGCUCAAAGAAUGGUUUCACGACAACACUUCUCAAAACAGCACAUUUCUCAACAGUUCAGAAGUGAGAUGUAAAUAUCCUAAAACGUUGAGAGGAAAAUCGCUCUUGAGUUUAAACAUUACAGACUUCGGCUGUUCGUGUGAAUACUGUCAAAGGUCCUCUAUGUGCGUUUCUGGCGGGAAAACCUGCAACUGCGCAAACAAGCUGGCGGUGCCCUCAUGUUCUGACACCUGUCAAUUCAACGACACCAGUAGAGUCGCACCAUAUGAAAUGAUAUGUAGCUUUUCGCAAGGCANUUUUUGCUCCAACAUGUCUGAGCUUUGUGUGGACAAUGCAUAUCUUACCUAUUCCAACCUCAGUGCACAGUGCGCCUGUAAAACCGGUUACCAAGGCAACGGAUUUCUCAACUGCUCGGACGUUGAUGAGUGUGUGCAAGCGCGUAAUGUUUGCCACAGCGAUGCUGACUGCAUCAACACCGUGGGCUCGUAUCGAUGUGUUUGCCUUGAGGGUUACCAUGGGGACGGAGUGACCUGUCACUCAAUCAAGUAUCGUAAGACGGUUGUUAUCGUUACCACAACACUUUCUCUUGUAAUAUUUGUUACACUCAUUAGCACGCUGAUCUUCUGCGUCGCUCCCAAAAGAAUUCAACAGAUCAAAGAAGCGAAAAAAUCUACUGAGAGAAGAAGAAAGAAAAAACAAUCAACCAGGCGAUAUGUGGACUUGCAUAAAAUUCAUGAGCUGGGAUUUACUAAUACUGCUUGUACACCAGGUAAGAGUUAUAUUGAUCGAGAAAAUUAUUGCUUUGCACAGUGCGCCUGUAAAACCGGUUACCAAGGCAACGGAUUUCUCAACUGCUCGGACGUUGAUGAGUGUGUGCAAGCGCGUAAUGUUUGCCACAGCGAUGCUGACUGCAUCAACACCGUGGGCUCGUAUCGAUGUGUUUGCCUUGAGGGUUACCAUGGGGACGGAGUGACCUGUCACUCAAUCAAGUAUCGUAAGACGGUUGUUAUCGUUACCACAACACUUUCUCUUGUAAUAUUUGUUACACUCAUUAGCACGCUGAUCUUCUGCGUCGCUCCCAAAAGAAUUCAACAGAUCAAAGAAGCGAAAAAAUCUACUGAGAGAAGAAGAAAGAAAAAACAAUCAACCAGGCGAUAUGUGGACUUGCAUAAAAUUCAUGAGCUGGGAUUUACUAAUACUGCUUGUACACCAGAUAAAUACAAUCACACACCUUUUGUUGCUUUGACAGAGGAAGGCAAUAGAGUGGACGAGUGGGAAAUCCCCCGAGAAAAGUUGCACACCUUCAGUGUAAUCGGUGAGGGAGCCUUUGGAGUAGUAAUGGAAGGGGUUUGGGAUUCAGAUGAAGGGACCACAAAAGUGGCUGUUAAGACCUUAAAACCCGGUGCGGAUCGCCAUGACUACAAAGACUUGAUGGCGGAACUGUCGAUCAUGAAACAAGCCGGAAGCCAUCCCAACAUUGUCAGCCUCCUAGGAGCAUGCUCCGUGGAAGGACCGCUGUACUUGGUGAUGGAACUGGUUUCUGGCGGGAACCUGUUGGCUUUCCUUAGGAACAGCAGGUGUCAAGAUCCUCACUAUAUAAACAUUGCAUCGUCACUGAAUGAACGAGAAUUGUUGAAAAUUGCCAAGGACGUGUCCAAUGGAAUGAAUUAUCUUAGCAGGUUGAGCCUAGUACACCGAGAUCUGGCUGCACGAAAUGUGUUGCUCACGGAAGAUCGAGUAGCAAAGGUGACAGAUUUCGGGCUGGCGCGGGAUGUACAAUUGGAGGGUGUUUACAUGAAGACCACGACUGCUGGUAGACUUCCGGUGAAAUGGAUGGCACCCGAGUCCAUACGAUUUCGUAUUUAUACCUCCAAAUCUGACGUUUGGUCAUUCGGAGUGCUGUUAUGGGAAAUUAUCUCGAUUGGCGAAUGUCCUUACCCAGGAAUCCCGGCGCGCCUGUUAGCAAGAAAGCUUAUGAUUGGUUAUCGUAUGAAGAAGCCCACUCAAUGCUCCGAUGACGUAUACGAGGUGAUGAAAGCCUGCUGGCAGAUAGACGCGGAAGCGAGGCCCACUUUUGCUGAAUUGGCAAAUAUUUUACACGAAUUUCUUGCACGAACCGGGCGGGCGUAUAUCAACUUGGGAGGUUCGGGGGCUCAGUUGGAACAGGUUCGGGCAAAUUCUGACGAUUUGAUGUGCGAGAUCAAAGAUGACGAAUGUAGUGUGACCGACAGCUUAGACGGUCUGGAUUCUGUGCAGAUUCAAAAUGUUGUGGCAGAAGAACUCAUGAGCACGUCAUUGUCCAAAUUUGAGACAAAAUCGCCUAAAUAUGUUACAACUAAGUUAUAAAUACUUAAACUAGUAAGAAGAGAUCUGUUUUUAGUUUGCGCGUUAAUUAGAUGUGGCACGUGUUUAAUUUAACAACGUUUCCUCUUGUAGUGAACUUGUCAUUCAUCCCAUUCAGCCUUUAAA